AUGGAAACCACGAGCACAACAAGAACAUGUACGAAGGCGGAGUUGCUAGAGGCAGCUGGGAAGAUCAGGGGCUGGACCUGUGAGAAGUACGGCUCCAUGAAUCCCCGCCACGUCGAACAGUACGGCUUCCCGACCCGGCUGAGCUCCGAUGCCAUUAAUUGUAUCCAAAACUGGAUUGAUACCGACACGGCGUGGUGUCAUUUCCAGGGCACGAGCCUGGAUUUUGCCAAUGUGACGCUCACCGUCUGCGAAAAGAUGAAAAAGGCAGCGACCGCCACAGGCAAUGAUCCCGCCAAGGUUCUGGUCUGGUUUACCGGAGACCCUGAUUGCGUUGACGCCAAACUGCUCAGCAGCAGUUAUGACCUCUUCGUCGACGACAACAAGGAGGAGAAGCAGCAGCAGCAGCGCAAGUCAGGGCCCGAAAUCCGCGUCUUGGCCUUGGUAUACUCGCUCCUGGACCAAAUGAUCUCGGCGCUGCCGGACCAUUGCCAGAACGGAGACCUCCACGACGCGAUCUUUGACGCAGAGGUCCUCGAGUCGAUUCAGAAGAUUGACGGGACUGCCGCCACGGCGCCGCUGGCCCUGUCCGCCGUGGCUCAGCUGCUCAACAUCCUGGGCGACGGCGUGACCGUCAUGAUCAAUGCCGUGGACCAUAUAUGGACCAGCUCAGACAACGACGGCGACGAGGACGACGACGACCAGAUGCCCAGGAAAUCCCAAAAUAUUCUCGACGGUCUCAUGAGCGCGCUGGGCCAUAACCGCCACCGGAUGCGGCUGUGGGUAUCGUACUACAACGGAAGGGGGCGCAGCGUGUACCGCGAGACGGGAUACAGCAAAAAGCACAACUUUCGCUUCCAGUCGAUUGCCGGGAAGCUCAUAGUGAAUCUCGGACAUCCGCUUACGGAAUUGCGGUUUCCCGAGACAAAAAGGGGCUCCUGGAAAACAAAACCAACAGGGCACGCAUCGACGACGCAGCGCUUUGCUCUGUAA
Molecule: messenger RNA, 990 nt
Organism: Pestalotiopsis fici W106-1
Lineage: Eukaryota; Fungi; Ascomycota; Sordariomycetes; Amphisphaeriales; Sporocadaceae
Exons: 1
Coding region: 1-990 (329 amino acids)
Source: RefSeq, a predicted model, not a curated record